Molecule: messenger RNA, 3942 nt
Organism: Melampsora larici-populina 98AG31
Lineage: Eukaryota; Fungi; Basidiomycota; Pucciniomycetes; Pucciniales; Melampsoraceae
Exons: 13
Coding region: 1-3942 (1313 amino acids)
Biological process (GO): actin filament organization; endocytosis; vesicle transport along actin filament
Cellular component (GO): vesicle; myosin complex; actin cytoskeleton
Molecular function (GO): microfilament motor activity; actin filament binding; ATP binding
Source: RefSeq, a predicted model, not a curated record
AUGGCUCCGUCCAAGAAGGCCGGCAAGAAGUCUGCCAGGACACCGGGUCCUGGAGGCUCGCGAGCAAACGGAGGAGUAUCUAAAGCAGAUUGGGCGGACUCAUUCAAAAAGAAAGGUGCAGGUGUCUCGGAUAUGACUCUCCUUAGUACAAUAUCCAAUGAAGCUAUUAAUGAAAACUUGAAACAGCGGUUCGAAAAUGCCGAGAUCUACACUUAUAUCGGACAUGUCCUUAUCUCAGUCAACCCUUUUCGACUAUUGCCUAUCUAUGGGCCUGAAAUUCUUCAAUCUUACAAGGGAAAGAACCGAUUAGAAAUGUCUCCACACGUCUAUGCGGUGGCUGAAUCAAUGUACUAUAACAUGCGAGCUUAUGGCACUAAUCAGUGUGUCAUCAUCUCUGGCGAAUCUGGUGCUGGAAAAACAGAGGCUGCAAAGAAGAUCAUGGAAUAUAUUGCAGCUGUGGCUGGUGAAGAUGAAAGUGCUGGUACUGGAAAAGGUAUCACUGGUAUCAAAGACAUGGUUCUUGCUACUAAUCCACUUCUCGAAAGUUUUGGAUGUGCUAAAACCCUACGUAACAACAAUAGUAGUCGACAUGGCAAAUACCUUGAGAUAGAGUUUGGAGCUAAUGGAGAACCAGUAGGAGCAAUGAUCACAAAUUAUCUAUUGGAAAAGGGUCGAAUUGUGGGUCAGAUUGAUGACGAGAGAAACUUUCAUAUAUUUUAUCAAUUUACCAAGGGCGCUUCAGCUCAACAACGUGAAGAAUAUGGUAUUCAAGAGCCGUCCGCGUACUUUUACACAUCUCGAGCCGGUUGUUUAGAUGUACCACAGAUGGAUGAUGUAGAGGAGUGGUCCAAUACUUUACGUGCCAUGUCGACCAUUGGCCUGAGUGCGAGUGAACAAUCCAAUAUUCUUCGUAUGCUUGCAGCUGUAUUGUGGCUUGGGAAUGCUCAGUAUGCCGAAAAUGAAGAAGGAAAUGCUUAUGUGACGGACGAAAGUGUGGCCGAAUUUAUUGCAUAUCUACUUGAGGUUGAUGUUGGAAUGGUCAAAAAGGUUUUAACAACUCGUACGAUGGAGACUCAGCGUGGUAUGAGACGUGGAAGCGUUUACGAGGUACCAUUGAAUCCGGUUCAAGCUGCUGCGGCUCGAGACGCACUUGCUAAAGCGAUUUAUAACAAUCUAUUCGAAUGGAUCGUUGCACGUGUGAAUAUCUCGAUGAAGUCAAGGUCUCAAGCCAGUAACGUUUUAGGUGUAUUGGAUAUUUACGGGUUCGAGAUCUUUGACAACAAUUCUUUUGAGCAGCUCUGUAUCAAUUAUGUAAACGAACGUCUUCAACAGAUCUUCAUUGAAUUGACGUUGAAAAAGGAACAGGAGGAAUAUGCCUCUGAACAGAUCAAGUGGACGCCUAUCAAGUUCUUCAACAACAAGAUUGUAUGCGAUCUGAUCGACGAAAAACGUCCACCUGGCGUGUUUGCUGCUAUGAAUGAUGCUACUGCUACUGCACAUGCUGACUCCUCUGCAGCCGAUAAUUCAUUUGCUCAACGUAUGGGUAUGCUAGCUGCUAAUCCACACUUUGAGCCUAGAGGCAACAAAUUUCUCAUCAAGCAUUAUGCUGGAGAUGUGUUGUAUGAUAUCCAAGGAAUGACAGAUAAAAAUAAAGAUGCACUCGGAAAAGAUCUACUUGAACUCAUUCAAUCCUCUGCCAACACAUUUAUCACCGGUCAACUAUUCACCGAACGGGUGGAUCCGAAUUCAAAGAAAAGGCCUCCUAGUCAAGGCGAUAAAAUUAAAACUUCAGCCAAUGCAUUAGUUGAGAAACUGAUGCGAUCUCAACCUUCAUAUAUUCGUACCAUCAAACCUAAUCAAUCUAAAUCACCUACCGAGUACGAUUCUCCUUCGAUUCUACAUCAAAUCAAGUAUCUUGGACUACAGGAGAAUGUGCGAAUCCGACGUGCGGGUUUUGCUUAUCGGAAUACAUUUGAACAAGUUGUUCAACGUUUCUACCUACUGUCACCUGCUACAUCCUAUGCCGGAGAGUAUAUCUGGUCGGGAGAUCCACGUUCAGGCUGUGAGCGUAUCUUAAAGGACGUUGGUAUAGCUAAAGAAGAAUGGCAGAUGGGAACCACAAAGGCAUUCAUCAAGAAUCCAGAGACCUUAUUCGCUUUGGAGCACAUGCGGGACCGUUACUGGCACAACAUGGCAGCACGUAUACAAAGAGCUUGGCGAAACUAUGUAAGGUAUCGCCACGAAUGUGCUACCCGAAUUCAGCGAAUGUGGAGGAACAAUAAGGAAGGAAUCGUCUAUCAUCAAAUCCGAGAGGCUGGUCAUGCUGCUCUUGGCGGUCGAAAAGAACGUCGUCGGUUUAGUAUGCUUGGUUCUCGUAAAUUUCUAGGUGAUUAUUUGAAUGUGGGCGGAGGAGGAAAGGCAGGUAAGAGUGCAUUAGGACAGAUGUUGGCGACCAAGAUGGGAUUAUCAUCGGGUGAAAAUGUAGUAUUCAGUGGGAAAGGGCAGCUAUUGGUUUCGAAAUUAGGCCGAUCAAGUAAACCUUCCCCGAGGUUUUUGGUGCUCACUAACAAAGCUCUCUACAUCCUUGUCACUCAGCUGGUGGCGGGAUCAGAUGGGCAAAAGCGACAGGAUACCAUGGUAGAGCGGAAAAUCAAUACAUCCUCUAUCACAUCUGUCGGGCUGUCGAAUCUACGAGAUGACUGGAUGGCAGUGAACGUGGGCCAUAGCGAGGAACCGGAUCCUGUACUAUCUUGUAUAUUCAAGACUGAGCUUGUCACACAUCUUGUGCAGCAGUCUAAUGGUUCAAUAACUGUCAACAUCGGACCACUGGUACAAUUUCGAAAAAAGAAAGACAAGAUGGCAACUAUCAAAUUCCAGAAGGAUGAAACAAUACAGAAAUCAGAUGUUUACAAAAGUCACACUGUCUCUGUAGCUUCUGGCUUACCUGCAAGCAGUGUCUCGGCACCUGUUCCGAAGAAGAAACCUGGUGUCGUUCGCCCCAUCACGAGCGGCAAGCUUCUAAGGAAAGGUGGACCAUCUGAUAAUAAACCCAAACCACAAGCCCGACCAAUCCCUCAGAGCCGACCUCUUCCUGGCGGAUCCAAUGCACGUGCUCCAGGUAUGGGAGCUGUUCCUGGCCCACCACCACCACCUCCCCCACCAGUCACUUCGAGUCGACCGGGCUUUGUACCCCCUCCGCCCCCGCCUCCAAUUGCAUCUAACCGUCCAGGUUUUGUGCCUCCACCCCCGCCUCCCCCGGCACCUAGCCAAGCCGCAAAAUCCGCUCCAGCCUUCAAUCGGGCACCAGCUGUAGCUCCUGCGAAUUCAUCACCUCCCCCACGAAAGCCGCCGCCCAAGCAAAAACCGGAUGUUAUAAGAUACAAAGUUGUAUGUGCAUUCGAAACGGAGGAGGAUGGAGAGAUCCCAUUGUCGAUGGGCGAUUUGGUCGAAGUGGUCCAAGAAGAGGAGAACGGUUGGUGGUUGGUGAAAAAAGGUGGGCAGCAAGGUUGGGCACCAUCCAAUUAUCUUGAACUCGAGCGAUCAGCACCACCCCCACCACCUAAGAGGUCCCCAGCACCGCCACCGCCAGUAGCGAACAAGACUGGGCCGACGGCGAGUGCUGGGAUGGGUUACAGGAGUGCGGAUGUGUCAGCUGCGCCGGUAUCGGUAAUGCCUGGCAUGGGUCAUGCAAACGGACUAGCAGGUAUCCUUGCUGCCAAACGAGCUGCUGCUGAUGCACAAGACCAGUCAAGCUCUAAUUCACCACCAAGAAACUCUCAACCACCACCACCCCCAAAACCAAAACCUCCGAUUUUGGCACCUAAACCUGGUGGUAGUGGUACUCCACCUCCUGUACUUGCUGCUAAACCGCCGAGACCAGGAGUUGGUCAGAUGGACUUGGCAGCUGCGUUGGCUAAAAGAGCUGGAAGAACAAACAGUUGA